This is a messenger RNA of Magallana angulata, 1937 nucleotides long. RefSeq lists its product as uncharacterized. The transcript is spliced from 11 exons. NCBI's taxonomy places the organism in Eukaryota, Metazoa, Mollusca, Bivalvia, Ostreida, Ostreidae. The coding region runs from base 1 to 1872 and encodes 623 amino acids. The record is from RefSeq and is a predicted model, not a curated record.
AUGUCAAUGAAAAUAAUGCUUAUGUUGAUAGGAUCAUUGUAUCUAACAGUGACUGCUAGUACAUUUUCAGUUUCAAUCAAUGCGUCGACAAAUUCCAUAAAACAAGGGGAAAACUUUUCCAUUGAUUGUUACGUUUUUGGAUUAAGCGUCGUAGAGUAUUUAAACUCCGACAUUGAGUUACUUCUGAGAAAAAAUAAUAGCAUCAUACAGACAGUUCGGGUAUUAAAAGGGGGAUCACAUGGCGAGAACGACAAAUAUGGGUGGACGGAAAAGUUUCAUAAAAAUAACACCUGUGAAAUAAUCUCGGUGAGAUUCGACGUCUUCAAUGUCAGUUCCUCGGAUGAGGGAAUAUAUUCAUUUUAUACGACAAACAACUCGGUCACACAAUAUGACAGUAUCAAUCUCUAUUCAGGCAAUAAAACAGAAAAGCUUUCAAACUACGUUAUUGUGCGACAUAAUAAAACUCUAGACAGUUCUAUCCCGUAUUUGUGUUGUAAAUAUGGCUUCAGUGUCCUUGAGAACGAGUCAUUUGUAAAUUUUGUCAAUCUUCUUCCCAAUGAAUCUGCACAUUUUGCUGUCUUUCCAACAUUUGUUGUAAACAAUAACAGCAUUGCCAUAGUCAAGCCAUGUAUCUCUUAUGAAGGGUGUUACAACCUCACGGUAGAUAAGUUUCCGGAAAUGGACUGUACAAAAAUCAGCGUUAAAGAAUGGACGACAAAAAAAGACUCAAUCCCCUUAAUUGGGAUAAAGAGGAAAAGAAGUUGUGUUUUACUGGACCAGAAUAUCAUGGAAACUGCAAAACGUGUGUCUUAUAGCUAUUGCCUACGCGAUGGAAAUACGGAGUCAGUGAAUUAUAUAGAACUCUUUUCCAUUAUAGAAAACAGACCUACAUUCCUAGAAGACGAAAGUACAAGUUGUAAGGCGGCAUACACAGUAAAAGAAGCUGAUGCAAGUAGACUCUAUGGAAUACCAUGCUAUAACUCUACGAGACAGUGUGAUGCAUAUUGUUUACAACACGACGGACCAAACGCUUCUUACCAUGGUCACUUAUCUUGGAGUGAGGCAAUGGACACAUGUAUAAGUCUAAACAAAUCUCUACCAGGAAUAAACUCCGAUUUUCUAAGCACCCAAUUUGACAAAGAAAACAAAUCUGUGUGCCUGGCCGCAUACCAAAACUCAUCUAUUGUGUUUCAACCAGUAAUCAAGCAAGUAGUAAACGAAAAUGGCAACCCAAUUGUCAUUCAUUCUAAUACCAGUUUAAGCCUUCCUUUCAUAUGCGGAGCCAACUCAGGUACUAGAUCUAAAGAUCCAGAAAAUUCAAACUAUUGUGCUGGAACUACAAGGGCUGUUAAUAUGGAUUUGUGUGUGCUUUCAACGCCUAACUAUUCUGUUAAUCAAGACGUGUCUUCAAAUAUCAAUAAUGACUCUAAACUGAUUAUCAUAAUAAUUUUGUGUGCUGUUGAAUUCCUGCUGAUCGUCGUUGCAAUUGUUUGCGGCAUUCAUAGAUUUCAUGGAAAAUAUGGAAGUCAAAGAAAUGGGAAUGUGAGCGUUAAUAAUAAUGAAUACAUCUAUUCAUAUCCGAAUGAAACACAAGGUGCAGUAACAGCAACCUUGAGAGGAGGACUGGAUAACAAUUUUAUAAAUCAGACGGAAGUGCAUUCGGAUCUUCACUCAACUAACUGUAAUGAAUUAAUUGAAACGCGUUUAAACAAUGAAUACACACUGAUUGAUAAUAAUGGCGAGUACGAUGUUUUAAGGAGCAAACGGGAAAAUCUCGAUAUUUCCGUUGAUGGUAACAUUUAUGACCGGACAAAUAAUUUAGUGAGCGGAAUUUACGACAGCACUGUAAGGAGAAUAGAAAGCAAGGAAUAAAACAUUUGAAGCACAUGAAAAUAUAUAUGUACAGUUGUAAAUAUUGUGCAUAUAGAAUUGAUUAU